Phyllopteryx taeniolatus (common seadragon) is the source of this 1708-nucleotide messenger RNA. It is a transcript of the gene kansl2, whose product is annotated as KAT8 regulatory NSL complex subunit 2. Gene Ontology annotation, cellular component: NSL complex. NCBI's taxonomy places the organism in Eukaryota, Metazoa, Chordata, Actinopteri, Syngnathiformes, Syngnathidae. The record is from RefSeq and is a predicted model, not a curated record. Bases 163 to 1623 code for a protein of 486 amino acids. The transcript has 10 exons.
UCCACAAGUGAGAUCAGUUGUCGUGAGCCAAUCAAAGCUUGUGGGGGGCGGGCUUGCGUGGACCGUGCGGCUGUUGGUUGUAGUUGGAGGCAGGCAGUUUGGUUGCGGCGCAUUGUACUUCGGCAGCUAGGUUGCGGUGGACUACUACAAGGGAGACUUGCGAUGAACAGGAUCCGAAUCCACGUCCUGCCGAGCAGCCGGAACCGGCUGACGCAGCAGACGGCGCGUCCUCAGGAGGCGCAGACGUGCGCCUUCACGCAGCGGCCGUGCUCCCAACCACGUCUGGACGGCUUGGAGUUCUGCAUCAAACACAUUCUGGAGGACAAGAGCGCCCCGUACAAGCAAUGCAAUUACGUCUCCGCUAAGAAUGGCAAACGCUGCCCCAACGCUGCGCCAAAGGUCGAGAGGAAAGACGGUGUGACAUUCUGUGCCGAGCACGCCCGCAGGAAUGCCAUGGCCCUCCGCGCUCAGAUGAGGAAGGCGUCGUCCGGUCCGUCGCCAGAGACGCUGCUGUCCCAGCUGAGCGGGUACAGCCGCGCAGAAACGCGCGGCCUCGAUGGAGGUCGCUCCGAAGCGAGUCGUAUUCUAGAUGAGGACAGUCCAAUGAGUGAGGAGGAGCAGGGUCCCCUGGUACUGGACCAGACGUGGAGAGGAGACCCUGAAAGUGAGGCCGACAGCAUCGACAGCGACCACGAAGAUCCUCUCAAACAUGCUGGCGUGUACACGGCAGAGGAGGUGGCGCUCUUCACUCGAGAUAAACUCAUCAGGCUCCAGUCCCUCUACAUUGACCAGUUCAAACGCCUGCAGCAUCUGCUGAAGGAGAAGAAGCGCAGAUAUCUGCACAACCGCAAAGUCGAGCACGAAACCAUCGGAAGCAGUCUUCUGACAGGACCUGAAGGCCUGUCUGUAAAGGAGAGGGAGAAUCUGAAAAAGCUCAAAGCUCUCCGUCGCUACCGCCGCCGCUACGGUGUGGAAGCUCUGCUGCACCGGCAGCUGAGAGAGCGAAGGCAGACGGUGACAGACGGAGCUCCUCAGGUGCACCCGCGAGCGGCGCAGGAGAAAUGCAUUUCCUUCAUGGAUGGAAGUCGAUGCUGCAAUCCCUGCCUUCCCCUGACCCGGCACUGCGUCUCCCACAUCUUCCAGGACAGCAACCAGGUUCUUUUCAGGAGCUGCCCGGGAACCAAGGACAUCCCGUGCGAACGUACAGUGCACAUGGGCCAGUCGGACGACCCCCGCUGCCCGCUUCACCUCCCCCUGCCUCCCCCCAUGUACCAGCCGGAGCAGGAGCCCCCCCCACAGGAGCAUCUGACCCCCACCGGCAGAGACCUGUACCUGAGCGCCGCCGAGCUCCAGCCCACCGAAAGCCUACCCCUGGAGUUCAGUGACGACCUGGACGUGGAAGGAGACGGGACGCAGGGUCCUCCAUCCCCCCUACAGUUUGACACGGCCCUGGCCCUCGAGGACCAGACCAUCCGUGCGAUCGCCGAGGCCCCGAUGGACCUCCUGACCGCUGACGACCCGGAUCAGGUCGACCUGGACGCGUCGGGACAGGACAUCGACGACAUUGUGGACGAGCAGGUUGCGUCCGAGGCGGCUGUGGCCAAAGAAGACGCUCCCAGAUGAAGAAAGCGUUUUCAAGUGUGCCGAGUGUUCACCGGCUGCUCUUUGAUUGCUCCUGUCUGCUCGCAAUAAACUCUGCACUCAUCCA